ACGUGCAUGUGGACCGUGUGGGGCAACCUUUCAUCUGUGUUCUCUCCCCCGGCGUUGCUGUGGCCCAGUUUGUGCAGACCAGAAAGGCGUCUCUGCUUGGACUUGUGUGUGACUGUGGAGUUGUUAGAGCGGGAAGAGUUUUAUAUUGAGAGUAAUUUCUGGAGCUACUUCACUAGCUGCGUGGCCUAUUAUUUGUUGUCUGGCAGUCGAUUGAUCCACCUGUGACUGUGUGUCCAAACCCAUGGCUGAUUCUGUCGCUGAUGAAAAUCGCCCGCCUGAUGGGGGUGAUGAAGGAGAUGGGCAAGGGAUGUCGGCUCAUCGUCUUGCCACGCAACAGGAGUCUACUGAGGGUGCUGAAGGUAAGGGCAAGGGCGGUGAAAAACAGAAGCCAUCUGAGAAGCUCGGCCAUCGGCGCGUCAAGGGCGAUGUGAUCACGUACAAGAAGACGCCGACGAACACUCUCAUGCUGUCCAUUCAACUGGGCCUUGAACAGUCGAUUGGGAAGAUCACCAACAAGCCCAAGCGCGAUCUGCUCGUGGUGCACUGCAGCGAGAAAGAAGAAGUCGAGUUUGCACCUGAUGGUAGCGGACAGACACCUGCCCACGACUAUGGCUCAUUCAAGUUCAAGACGUAUGCGCCACUAGCGUUUCGGCACUUCCGUGAAGAAUUCCACAUCAAGGCCGAUGACUUUCUGGUAUCGUUAUGUAACGAACAGCUGAUUGAACUGAGCAACCCCGGUGCCAGUGGCUCUGUGUUCUAUAAGACGAACGAUGACGAGUUCAUCAUCAAGACGGUCGAUCACAAGGAGGCAACGUUUCUGCGCCAUCUACUACCUGGCUAUUACCUGAAUCUAGUCCAGAACAAGCGGACGCUACUGCCAAAGUUCUACGGUUUAUAUACCUUCCAGAACUUGGGCGGAAACAUUCGCAUCGUCGUCAUGAAUAACCUGCUACCCUCUGGUAUCAAUUAUCAUGAAAAAUAUGAUCUGAAGGGUUCAACGUUCAAGCGGUUUGCGUCAGACAAAGAGCUUGCGAAGAAGAGUCCUACUCUGAAGGACUUGGACUUCCGCAAGCGCCACCCGGAAGGUUUCUUUCUCUCUUCGGACAAGUACACUUCCGUGAUGGAGUCAAUGAAGAGAGAUGCCACGGUGCUGGAGAGCUUCAAGAUCAUGGAUUACAGUUUGCUCAUGGGCGUGCACAAUAUCGAUGAAGAGCUGCGUUCCAGAGGUGAAGCGACGAGUCAAGACUUGGCUUCUCCUGACCACACGCUCUCCGAUCGUCCUGGCAGUUUUGGCGAGGGAUCUGCGCCAACAAGACGGCAGUUCUUCAGCGUUGUCCAGGAGAGAGGGCAUGAGGAGGUCGAGGCACUGCCUUAUCGGAUACCUGAUGGUGGGAUCUCGGCGCGGAACGCGAAAGGAGAUCGACUGGUUAUUUACAUUGGCAUCAUUGAUAUUUUACAACACUACAGAUUCCGCAAAAAGCUCGAACACUCGUUCAAGUCCGUUCUGCACGAUGGGGACACUGUGUCGGUACACAAGCCCGGCUUCUAUGCACAGCGCUUCACUGAGUUCUUCUCCAAGCAGGUCUUCCACGCUAAGGCAAUGGUCAAGAGAAAAGUAUCGUCGCUGAAGCGCCCACGCCAGCCUAGUGCACCGGUAUCUCCGUCCACGUCGAGUGAGGCGGCCAUCCCCGAGGGACCGAGAUACUCCCUGCCCAGCGCGGCGGCCGUUGUGGCAUCUUCGGAGCCUGACCUACCGUCAUCCACUGCUGCUUCAGCCCAGGCCGGCCAUGAGACAGUUGUGGAGGAAGAAGCAGCAGCGGCAACAGCAGUGGCCGGUGCUAAUGCAGAUGCGAAGGCACCAGUGUUUGCGGCGGCUGCUGAGCAAGAGCCGGUUGCUGAUGCGGCUGUGGUAGCAGAUACGAUCGCUGAUGAAGAGCAGUCUGCUGCAGUUGUAGACACCGUUGAAGGUUCGAAUACUGCUGCUGCCGAUGCUGCUGUUGAGUCAGCUACUGACGAGCAACCUGCUAAUGCAAGUGCUGAGCAAGCUGCUGAAGUACCAGCCACGCCGAUUGAGCAGACUGCGGUGGUGGAGGCAGGGGAGCAGAGCAGUGGAAGUGACAGUACGCCCACCACUGCUGCUGCGGCUGACCCUGAAACAGAGGGCACUAGCACAGCAGCAACAGCAGAAGAACCCGCUGCUGCGGAUAGUAAAGCUGCAGGUGAGCCGACGGUUACCACAGGCCAACCAGUAGAGAACGGAGAUAUGGUCUGAUCACGCUGGAGCCACGUCGUCAGCUGGAUGUUCAGGCCAACAGGUGGUGUAGUGAUCGUAUCACCUCAUCAGCCUGUUGCACAAGCUGGUGGCGUCAGGAUUGUCAUCUCGACGCACUGUUCUCUGGUAAGUUACCAACAUAUUCUCUGGCUGGUUGCUUGACGAGCGUGGAUCUUGGACUCUAGGAUGUUUCUUUCUCUUAUUUUCAUUUCUUCUGCAAUUGAAUGAUUGUGUUCAUCGUUCUCGUAGACACAUUCUGUGUAGCCUUGUCCACUUCUUGUCACAGGCCCUUCUGCGGCAACUUUGUUGCUUCUCUCUUUCAUUUUAGCCGGUCGUGUCUGUCACUCUUUCUGUUGGUUUGCUGCGUUUGCGGCAGCAUCCCCCCCCCCCCCCCGACCCACCAGUCCACCGCUGUGUAGAGUAACUCCCAACUCCCCGUGCGGUGUGUGUUGUGCAUGUGUGCGUUCCCCGUUGUUUAUAUUUAUUCCUCUUUGUCUACUGGUACUGUGCUGUUGUUAAACACGCACACGCACACAGUGCAAAGAUAGUAAUGGGUUGCUGUGCUAGGCAAAAUCAACCUGUCAGAAAUGCGACUAACCCACCAGACUUCAGCAUGAGAAACAAAAAAUUGCCGUCUCCUUCAUUCCAGUAUUGCACCCGUUAGGCAAUCUGCGCUUGCGACACCAGUACUCGCCAUAAUAUGUGGGUACUACAGUAUCCUGCUGCGCUUUAUUUAGUAGUAUUAGUAGUAGUAUAGUUGACUUUUAUUGUGUACGUCUUUAAGAUCUAUGCCUCUCUCUCUCUCUCUCUCUCUCUCUCUCUCUCUCUCUCUCUCUCUCUCUCUCUCUCUCUCUCUCUCUCUCUCUCUCUCUCUCUCUCGUUUGUGAUAGGAACUAAACGUAUCUUGUGCUGUUUCAUUCAGGUGUGGCAGGAUAUUUUUUAUAUUUUUUUACCUGUGCUCCAUGCUGAUUUCUUUUUUAAACCUUUGCUUGCCUGUAUGACCAGCGAUCUGUCUGCGUCGGACCUCUCCUCUCGUUCUCUAUAUUCACAGAGAAUAAUAGUAUCUGCUGCGCCUGCGGUGGUUAGCAUGCAGCAGGCGCGUGUUUUACUCCGGAAGCGCCGGCCGCUUGCCUGCAAUUUCGUCUUUUGUUUAGCUGCUCUUUUUCAUUGUCUAUCCGUGCCUGCUGCUGUGAAGUAUUUCGGAUCUUGCCAACGGCAGCCGUGUAUCUCUCUUAGUUCUGUCUUCCUCUCCUUGCGGAACAUAUUUUGCCGUACUGCUCUAAAAUAUCAGUCCUCUGUUUCUCGCCUUGUG
This is a messenger RNA of Sycon ciliatum, 3584 nucleotides long. Its product is annotated as phosphatidylinositol 4-phosphate 5-kinase type-1 alpha-like. NCBI's taxonomy places the organism in Eukaryota, Metazoa, Porifera, Calcarea, Leucosolenida, Sycettidae. Gene Ontology annotation, biological process: phosphatidylinositol phosphate biosynthetic process. The transcript has 17 exons. Bases 242 to 2272 code for a protein of 676 amino acids. The record is from RefSeq and is a predicted model, not a curated record. Gene Ontology annotation, cellular component: plasma membrane. Gene Ontology annotation, molecular function: 1-phosphatidylinositol-4-phosphate 5-kinase activity.